Messenger RNA from Bolinopsis microptera, 1194 nucleotides. RefSeq names its product glutaredoxin-1-like. Bases 84 to 473 code for a protein of 129 amino acids. The transcript has 4 exons. The record is from RefSeq and is a predicted model, not a curated record. Gene Ontology annotation, molecular function: glutathione disulfide oxidoreductase activity. Gene Ontology annotation, cellular component: mitochondrion. NCBI's taxonomy places the organism in Eukaryota, Metazoa, Ctenophora, Tentaculata, Lobata, Bolinopsidae.
AUUACUAUUUUUUGCUAGGAAAUGAGGGAUGUAAUACGAUGAUUAAACUACAAAUCAGCUAAAAAGGAACCUGCCAUGUGAAAAUGCCAAAGAAAACAAAAGGCUGCAAAAAGGGAGCAUCUCCUGUGAAUGAGUCAGCGGCCGGGAAGUUCGUACGAGAAUCAUUGAGCUCAAAUAAAGUGGUUGUGUUCGUCGGGACGGAGGACCCCUUUUCUAUCCGAGCACUAGCUGCACUCAGGAGAAGUGGUGUUAAGACGAAGGUGAUGAGUAGUGUACUGAUAAGCGGAUUGCAGGCGGAGGAAGAUAUCAGAGAUCACUUCCUCGAGGUAUCUGAUGGCAGAAGUUUACCAAGAGUAUUUGUUAACGGCAAGUUUGUCGGAGGAGCAAGUGAUUUGGAGUUCCUGGAAAUCACGGGCGAGCUGCAAGAUCUCUUGAAACAGGCUAAAUGCUAUAAACCUGUCAAACCCUUUUAAGAUACCUUAUUAACAACGUUUGGAGAUUGGAGUGGGGGUUUCUGCGAGUAUGACCAACGAGAAACUUCUUCAAGACGUCCGAUUAAUGACUUUUUUGUUGAUUGAUUUAGAAUUUCGGUGGGUUGUUUAAAUACGAUAUGCAUCCCAGUGUAUCCAUACUAAAUUUCAGAAAAUUUUCCAGUGCCUAAUUUCAAAUAACAUUAGAAAUAGUUAACAAUAAAUAGAUAUAAUACUUAUCCAUUAUCCAUUCUAGUAAACUUAUUAUUAUUUGCUUAAUUAAAGAUCCCGGAGUAUAGUCCUAGAGACGUUAUAGUCGUAGAGUACUUUAGAGACGUUAAAGUCGUAGAGUUCUUUUAAAGGGAGACAAUUAAAGUUUUUAUGUCAUUUAGAAAACAGUUUGCAAUACCUUAACCUUAAAAACUUUAUUUGCAAAAUCUUUACCUUUGGAUGAAAAUUUCAUGCUGCGAUUUUAGAAAAGGUUGUUUUGUUAUUGAUAUUUUUCAGGUUAACGUAUCGUAUUAUAGCAAUAUAAUUUGGCGAGGGUUUAUCAUUUUAUCUUAUGGUAUCUUGCUAAUAUGUUUAAGUCUAGUCUUGUAGUUAGGCCACUUUGAUCACGCCAUGAAAUAUACGUUUUGAGAGUUAUUGUUACUGCAUGACCAUUCAUGGUGGAAAUAUAAGGUUUAUACAAUGAUUAUAUUCAAGAUUUUAGAUAUUUUAAAGA